AUGGAAGACUGGGCCGAUUUCCAGCAGAGAGCCAGGGCAGUGCUACCCGCACAGGAGCUCAAACCAAAGCGCUGCUGGAUUGGUGUUCUGUCGCAUGAGAAGAAACCCACAGACCGACUCCGUGAAACCGACUUUUUGUGGAUGGUCGGUCACAGUAAAAUAACCACACAGAAGAUUUAUGAGACCUAUCAGAAACAUUUCAACGUUGAUGGCCUUGAGCUCAAGCACAAAGGUGUUUCAGUGCAACCAGGCGAUGUUGUGAAGUCUUUCCAAACCGCGGGCGACAAUCUUGUGUUGUUCCUAGCGAGUCGGCCUGAGAAGGGCCGAACACCUCCGGAGUCCUUUGCAAGCACAGAUUUGCUGUGCAAAGACUCGAAGGAGUUCCAAGCAGAUAUCCUACAUCAGUCAGAGGACAGUCCAGGUGCCCAUCUUGUCUCACGCACGAUGAGUAUUCCAUUCUUAGAUGGUCCUUCAGAAAUGAAAGUGUCCGCGCUUAAAUGCACUCCCAAUUCUGCGCCUGUGGAACAUGAAAUUCCUCCGAGAAGAGCUGUCCCUGAUCCACUCACUGUCAAAUCACCCGACACGUUUGCCCCCUGGACUCCAUUUGGAGACCAAGCAGAGGUCGCAAACCGUGCCCCUGUUCCGGCGCAGGUUCCUUAUCAAACCCCAUACACCAGUCCGUAUCCGUUUGGGAUGAACCAGAUACUCCCAGCUAAUCUCCCAAACGCUGGCCCCACUGGUUCCCUUGCUCCUCCCGGUCUAGCUUUAUUUGGGGCUCACGCGCAAUGUGAAAACUAUGGAAGUGCGACUAGCCAUGGUCAAACAAUGGUCAAAAGCGAACAACAGUUGCCACUGUUACACACAGAGUCAUCCAGCAUUCAUAGCGCAGAAGAUCAUUCGACGCCGUCAUUUAACUCCGAAGAGAUUUUCCAAAACCAGCCAUUGCUGGAAGGUCAGGAGGAAGUAACUACAAUGCCUCAACAGGAUAUCAGAGAAAUCAUCGACCAGCGAGAUCCUCUGAUACUAGAAGCAGGUGUGAGCAAGGCGGUCGAAGUCUUGAAGGAAUUGCGAGCAAGAUUCGCGCAGCAUGCGGCCACAAAUAAUGAGUCUGCGUCAUGGGUACAAGCCAUCGAUAAGUUGCUGCCACAGGCUCAGCGGCUACGUACAGUUGUUGGAGUAGUCGGCAAUACAGGGGCUGGUAAGAGCAGCGUUAUCAAUGCCCUGCUCGACGAGGAGCGACUUGUUCCAACUAAUUGCAUGCGAGCGUGUACCGCCGUCGUUACCGAGAUCUCAUGGAACGCCAGCACAGAUUCCUCUGAUAGGUAUCGUGCGGAAAUAGAAUUUAUUGGCCACGCAGACUGGGAGAAAGAGCUACACAUGUUGCUGAAAGAAUUCCUGACUGACAAUGGCACACUCCUCAAAGACGUAUCUGAUCCCAAUUCCGACGCGGGAAUCGCUUGGGCUAGAUUUCACUCUGUUUACCCUGACAUCCCGCGAGACUCUAUAGGUGACUGUACUGUGCCCAACCUGAUGGCUAAGCCUUCUAUUGCUACAAUUCUCGGGUCAACCAAGAGAAUUGCCGCUGCGGUGUCAGGCCGCUUUUACAAUAAGCUGCAGAAAUAUGUCGAUAGUAGGGAGAAGGUCACCAAAAAGAACAAAGACAAGGACAAGAAAACGGCGUUCCAGAUGGAGUAUUGGCCCUUGAUCAAAGUUGUCAAGAUCUACACGAAGAGCCCUGCAUUAUCAACAGGAGCUUGUAUUGUGGAUCUUCCAGGUGUUCACGAUUCAAAUGCUGCUCGAGCAGCUGUGGCCCAGGGUUAUAUGAAGCGCUGCACCGGCCUAUGGAUUGUCGCGCCUAUCAAUCGAGCAGUGGACGACAAGGCUGCCAAAACACUGCUGGGAAACUCCUUCAAGCGUCAGCUCAAAUAUGAUGGUGGCUUCUCGAGUAUCACUUUCAUCUGCUCCAAGACCGACGAUAUCUCCAUUACAGAAGCCAUCGAUAGCUUAGAGCUUGAGGAUGAGAUCGCGGAGUUUGAAAGAGAACAGGUCGAAUGUAAAAAUCAGAUCAAGAAGAUCGAAAAUGACAUUUCAAAACUAAGAGAUGAACAAGCCCAUUAUAAGCUUGUUCUGAACGACACGAUUGAGGAGAUUGAGGAAUGGGAGGACCUCCAGGAUUUAAUAGACGAUGGGAAGACAGUUUACUCCCCAUUGCUAGGAUCAAAGAAACGUAAGAGGCCAAGCUCUGGUAAACAAUCAAGAAAGAAGGUUACCCGCGAUGACGGCGACUCAGAAGACAACUUUGUCGCUACUGACGACGAAGAAACUGAGGACGACGAAGCACCCGUCGAUGAGUCACAACAAACACCGCUAUCGGAGGCAGACAUAAAGCUAAGACUGAAGGAGCUGAAGGAUGUAAAGAAAGAGGCCAGACGAGCAGCUUUUGAUAAAAAGCAUGAGAUGGACGCUUUGGAACCACAGAUACAGGAAUUGGCCAAGAAGAUCGAUGGAAUCAAAGCCAAGAUAAGUCGCAUCUGUAUCGCUGGACGUAAUCAGUACUCAAAGACUGCGAUUCAAAACGACUUUGCUGCUGGUAUCAAAGAGAUUGACCAAGAAAAUGCCGCAGAAGAAGACGAGGACAACUUCAACCCCGAGGAAGAGGUUAGAGACUAUGACCAGGUCGCGAAGUCACUACCCGUUUUCUGCGUUAGUAGCCGAGCGUACCAGAAGAUACAAGGUCGCUUGCUCAAGGACGAUAGUGUUCCAGGUUUUAUUACGGUCGAGGAGACUGAAAUACCACAGCUGCAGGCUCACUGCAAGAAGCUGACCGAGAGUGGGCGUAUUCAGACUGCGAGAACCUUUCUUCUCAACUUGUGCCAACUUUUGACUACCUUCCAUCUCUGGGCUUCUGACGAUGGCACUGGUCUGAAGAUGACAGAUGAGGACAAGGCAAAACAAGUUAGCUAUCUCAAAGGGCGACUCGAACAAUUAGAGACAGGCCUCGAGCAAGCAGUCCACGCUUGUAUCAACGAGAUGCGAGCAGAACUCAAGAAUCAAAUCUUCAACAAGUGUCCUGAGUUGAUCAACGAUGCUAUUCAGGCUGCACCUACUACAGCGUUAGCCUGGGGUCAGAAGGAUAUGGGCGGUUUGGCCUGGUCAACGUACAAAGCUGUGGUGAGGCGUGAUGGCGUUUAUCAAUCACCAAGCGCAGGUCUUCGAGAUUUCAACGCCGAUCUUAUAGAUCCUAUCAUCAAGAAGCUCGCCUCCGGCUGGGAACGCGCUUUCCAGAGCCGCCUACCCAAGGCCUUCAACACGUACGUAAAAAACUCUAGCAAGAUCUUACAAGCAUUCCAUACCGCUGUUGAAGAAAACGCGCGCAAGAACGGAGUUGGUCUUGCUAGCCUUACAAUGCUCAAGACUCAAAUCCACACCUAUGAGCAGCUCUACGCGGACCUCGGUACACAUCUCGUCACCCAAAUGAAUGAGCUACAGCGUGAAGCCAAUCGGGAGUUUACACCUAGCAUCGCCGGUAUCAUGCAUGCAGUUUAUGAGGCCUGUACCGUCGAACGCGGUCGCGGUAGCUACAAGCGCAUGAAGGAACAUAUGAUGAAUCAUGUCGAGCGGGAGCGCCAUCACAUGUUCCAUGAUGCUACCAAGACAGUUGAGAGGCAUCUUGACCAAAUGUGUAAGGCGCUCCAGGAGUCCAUGGAGGCCAAAGCCGACGAGAUCUUUGUCCAGAUGAACAGGGAUUAUAUGCAAGCGCUUGCCGGCCGUGAGAUCAACGGCUCGAUGAUGUUGCAAGGAAGGGAAGAGAGGGCGGCGAGAAAAGAGAGCAGGGAGCUGCUGAUGAAUGUCGAUGAGCAAUUUGCGAACAUUGUAAAUGGGCAUCUAGACAUGGGCGCUGGGGAAUAUGAGGAUAAAGCCUCCGUGAUUAUGGAUGACGAACAUGACAUCUCUGAGGACGCGCAGGAUGUGAGUGUCUACGAAGAUAACGAGGACAGCGUCAUGACUGGUGUGGAUGAUGCCCUGAUCACCGAAUUGAACCCCAGCAAGAGUACAGCGAGGCCAGGCAGCGAAUGUCCAAAUAUUGAGGUAGUACACCAGGAAGACGACACGGAGGAUGAUAACUGA
Plenodomus lingam JN3 is the source of this 4128-nucleotide messenger RNA. RefSeq lists its product as uncharacterized. The record is from RefSeq and is a predicted model, not a curated record. Lineage: Eukaryota; Fungi; Ascomycota; Dothideomycetes; Pleosporales; Leptosphaeriaceae.